AUGCGUUUUAAAAUAAAUAUUUGUAAUGAAACUCACAAAAGUCGGAAUGAUUCAGAUAAGGAGCCCCCUGGACUCAUGUCUCGAUUAUUCUUUUAUUGGAUCGUGCGUCUCUUUUAUUUUGGUAACCAUCGGAACCUCGAGCAAGGCGACUUAGUACCUCCAAAAAGUACAUAUGCCUCUAAAUAUCUCGGAGAUGUAAUGGAACAAAACUGGAUCAAAGAAAUAACUGCGGCAAAAUCUGCUGCGCGCAAGGCAUCGCUUUGUAAAGUUAUUUGCAAGACAUUUUUCUUCACAUUUGUGCCUACCAUGUUAAUGCAGUUUUGCUACGUUUUCCUAAGGACGACUACGCCAUUACUCUUCAAUGAGCUGCUGCAGUACUGGUCGUCUAGUUCCCCUAUCGGACAGAUCACUGCUAUGUACUACGCCUUAGGGAUGGUUCUGGGAAACUUUGCAGCAACAUUUUUUUAUAAUCAUGGAACGUAUGGCAGCGUACAGUGUGCCAUGAAGAUAAAAAUAGCUCUUAGUUCAGUUAUUUUCAGAAAGAUACUCCGCAUGAACAUUGCCUCCCUGGGACAAGCCAAAGCUGGAAAGAUUGUUAAUUUGCUAUCCAAUGACUUGCAACGCUUCGACCUGACUUUAUUAAGUUUAAAUUACAUUUGGAUUAUUCCUGUACAAGUAAUAGGUGUAUGUUAUAUCGGGUAUCUCCAGGCAGGGUAUGCUAUGAUGAUCGGUUUAGCUGUAUCGAUUCUUAUUUCAGUUCCAAUACAAGUCAGCUGUGGUGGAAUAAUCGGUAAGAUACGUGCUAAAGCAGCGAGUAAAACCGAUGAGAGGGUACAACUGAUGAACGAGGUUAUAACCGGUAUUCAUGUUAUAAAAAUGUUCGCGUGGGAAAUACCUUUCAAAACUCUUGUGGAAAACAAACGCGACGAUGAGCUGAAUGACCUCCAGAAAGCAACUUAUGUGAAAACCACAAUCUUAGGGUUCGUGGCCUUCGCAGAGAGAACGGCUCUUUUUGUUACUAUUCUAGCAUAUGUGCUGCUCGGAAAUACGAUGUCGGCUAAUAUUAUUUUUCCUCUCCAGCAAUUCAUGACUGCUGUGCAGAUCGGUUUAACGUUAUAUUUGCCUAUGAUCGUAACAUCCUUGGCUGAGAUACGUAUUUCAAUAAAACGGUUACAAGAUUUUCUUUUAUUGGAAGACAGGGUUGAUUUGGUGCCAGCAGACUCGGCGCCGGCCACGACACUGUCAAGACGCAAAUGUACUAAAUACGACGAUAAGAAAGUCACGCCGCUCUCUUAUCACAAAACUGACACGAUAAUUACCAAUCGUUUUAUUUCCGAAAUUUCUUUGAAUCGUAGUUUGUCAGUUCCUAAUGACGUAGCCGUGGAGGUGCGUGAGGUGACGGCAAGCUGGUCUGAUGACCUCAAUGUGGCGGUGCUAAAGAAUAUCUCCUUCAAGCUGGGGCAGGGCAAGCUGUGCGCCAUUAUAGGAGCCGUAGGUUCAGGGAAAUCUUCAAUUUUACAACUGCUUCUAAAUGAACUGCCCGCUGCUUCUGGUAGCGUUUCAGUUAACGGAAACGUCUCAUAUGCUAGUCAGGAUGCCUGGCUUUUCCCCAGCACUAUAAGAGAGAACAUUAUCUUUGGCCAGCCGUAUGAUGCUAAUAAAUACCGAAGGAUUUGUAAAGCAUGUGCGUUGGAAAGAGAUUUCUUGCAAUUACCGUUCGGAGACCAGUCUUUGGUGGGGGAGCGAGGGGUAACAUUAUCAGGAGGUCAGCGGGCGAGAGUAAAUUUAGCUCGUGCUGUUUAUAGAGAAGCGGACAUAUAUCUUUUAGACGAUCCUUUGUCUGCGGUGGAUGCUAAUGUGGGCCGUCAGCUAUUCGAGGGCUGUUUCAAUGGGUAUCUGCGCGGGCGCACAAGAGUUCUAGUCACACAUCAAAUACAUUUUCUUCAGGCUGCUGAUGAAAUUAUUGUGCUCAAUGAGGGUCGAGUGAAAAACAUGGGCUCGUUUGAUGAACUUGCUUUAUCUGGUGAAGAGUUUAUGAUGUUACUAGCUACACUACAGGAAUACGAUGAAGCAGACGACACUGAGACUGGGGAACCUUUACAAAACUGAAAUUUAAACAACUUUUAGAUGCUGAAUAAUCAAUUUUUACACAUUGAAAAUGAACAGCCCGUAAAUUUUAACCCUCAAGAGAUACAAGAGGAGGAGCGUCAACAUGGACAUCUAAAAUGGGAAGUGAUCAGUACAUACUUCAAAUCUGGCGGGAAAAUGUCUAAAGUCACUUUAUUUAUGGUAAUAUUGGUAGCAACUUGUGGUGCUUCGUCAGAUUUCUGGAUCAGUUACUGGUCUAACCAAAUGGCAAAUUAUGAAAAAGAAUUACAUGGAGUGCAUAUUGAUCCUGGCUUGGAGUUAAAAGUGGGUCAGUUCACUACUGGUCAGUACCUUAGCAUACACGGUUGUAUCAUUGCUGGUUGCAUCACGUUGACCCAGAUCAGAGUGAUGACUUUUGUCAGGCUUUGCACUUCCGCCUCGAGGUAUCUUCAUAACAUCAUGUUCUCAACAGUCAUUACUGGUAUCAUGAGGUUUUUUGAUACCAAUCUAUCAGGUCGAAUCCUUAACCGAUUUACAAAGGAUGUUGGAGAAUUGGACGAGUCAAUCCCGAGGACUUUGUGGAUUGUAUUCCAAAUUUACAGCUCGCUUCUAUCCAUAUUGGUGUUAAAUGCUUUAGCAUUGUCCUGGAGUAUAAUACCAUCUAUCUUUAUGAUAAUUUUGUUCUGUUUUGCUGUAAAAAUGUACAUGAAAGGUGCUCAAGCUGUUAAACGGUUGGAAGGAACCACGAAAAGUCCUGUAUUUGGAAUGAUAACAUCAACAAUAAAUGGCAUUGCUACCAUUAGAUCCGCCGGUGCACAAGAAAGACUUAAAGACGAGUUUGAUGUUUAUCAGGACUUUAACACCAUUUCGUAUAAUUGCGUCUUGGGAGGAUCAUCUGCUUUAGGCCUUUAUUUGGAUAUAAUUUGUGUUAUCUACGUUACUUGCAUCAUACUUAUUUUUUUAUUUAUGGAUAAAGAGUCAGUCAAUGUUGGCGAUGUAGGAUUGGCUGUAACUCAAGGCUAUAUAUUGACGACGUUCCUGCAGCAUGGCGCUCGCAUGCUAGUAGAGCUCAUCGCACAACUGACGAGUGUCGAGCGAGUACUCGAGUACACUCGCAUCGACACAGAAACCAACCUCUUCGAAGGCAAGCUAAAGCCUUCUACGGAUUGGCCCUCGGAAGGGAGUAUUGAGUUCCGGAGAGUAUAUUUGCGUUACGACACCGCCGAAGCUCCUAUAUUAAAGGAUCUCAACUUCGUGAUCCGCAAUGGAUGGAAGGUGGGGAUUGUUGGCAGGACAGGUGCUGGAAAGUCAUCUCUUGUAUCAGCGUUGUUAAGAUUCGCCUAUAUUGAUGGAUCAAUAACUAUUAAUGGGCUAGACACAUCUCUCGUCUCAAGACAGGAACUGCGAUCAAAUAUUGCAAUUAUUCCACAAUCACCAGUGCUGUUCCCGGCUACGGUGCGAUACAAUUUGGAUCCAUUCGAUAUCUACAGCGACGAAGACCUCUGGAGAGCUCUCGAACAGGUAGAAUUGAAAUCAGCAAUACCUUCUCUGGACUUCAAAGUUACCGAUGGUGGUUCCAACUUUUCGGUGGGACAGCGACAGUUAAUGUGCCUCGCACGCGCAGUGCUCAAAUCUAAUAGAAUACUGAUAAUGGACGAGGCUACUGCAAACGUAGACCACCAGACGGACUGUUUAAUCCAGAAGACGAUUCGCCGUCUGUUCUCCUCGUGUACGGUGUUGACAAUAGCACACCGACUUUAUACCGUGAUGGACUCCGACCGAGUGUUAGUGAUGGAAAAUGGGCGAGUGGUGGAAUUUGAACACCCUCACUUAUUACUUACUAAUAGCCACAGCAAGCUCUCAGCAUUGGUCCGAGAAACCGGUGAUAAUAUAAGCUUGCAACUAUUUAAUAUAGCUGAACAUCACUAUAAAAAGAGUAAUGAAAUUUAA
Molecule: messenger RNA, 4038 nt
Organism: Amyelois transitella
Lineage: Eukaryota; Metazoa; Arthropoda; Insecta; Lepidoptera; Pyralidae
Product: ATP-binding cassette sub-family C member 4
Exons: 25
Biological process (GO): transmembrane transport
Cellular component (GO): membrane
Molecular function (GO): ATP hydrolysis activity; ATP binding; ABC-type transporter activity
Source: RefSeq, a predicted model, not a curated record